AUGGAAAUUAGCUGCAUUAUAAUCUAUGACAACACAGCAUCGGCAAGCGUUUUAUAUGCAUCAGAAGGUGUCACUGAAAUUUUGGGUUAUACACCAGAAGAAUUAAGAGGAUUUCAUGGUUACAAAUUAACUCAUCCUGAUGAACGCGCAGCACUUGGUGUAAUUCAUAAUGCAAAUGUCAUGGAGGAACGAAUGUCUUCUGUGACAGCGUAUCGCGCCCUUCGUAAAGACGGGUCAUACGUCGAGCUUGAUGUUGUUGUUCAUUACUGUUAUGACACAUUAGUCACAACGAACUUUAUAGUCACUUCAAAACAUUCAAUUGAACGCAAAAUGAGAAGCAACACGGCUGAUUAUGCUCAAGUAAUUGACGGCGAUGGCAAAAUUCAUAUUAAGGGUGCCUGGGUUGAUCCACAGGAAGGACUAAAAAAAAUACUCGAACUUCAACAGCCUUGGGGAAAAAACGAAAAAGUGGAUAAGACGCAAGAGCCACGUUUCUGUAUGAUUCUAAACAGAUACACCACACAAUCUACAAUAGUAUUUGCCACAAAAGUUUGUGAAGAGUUGGUAGAUCUGAAUCAACUAGACUGCAUAGGAAGAUCAUUGUACGACUAUGUUGCAUCCGAAGAUGCUGGAAGCGUAAUGAAGCAAAUUGAGCUGUCAAAAUCAAAUAAUAUGAUUUCAAGAAUAAGGUUUGAUUGGAUAACAGGAGGAAACAAGUCGUCUCCAGUAGAAGCAGUUGUCAGUUGCACAUAUGACGGUCUGGUUAUGGUUGUCCGCUUAGCUUCAGGCGUUGUUUCCAGACCUAUGGAGUCAUAA
Molecule: messenger RNA, 816 nt
Organism: Mucor mucedo
Lineage: Eukaryota; Fungi; Mucoromycota; Mucoromycetes; Mucorales; Mucoraceae
Exons: 1
Coding region: 1-816 (271 amino acids)
Biological process (GO): regulation of transcription by RNA polymerase II
Cellular component (GO): nucleus; aryl hydrocarbon receptor complex
Molecular function (GO): protein binding; RNA polymerase II cis-regulatory region sequence-specific DNA binding; DNA-binding transcription factor activity, RNA polymerase II-specific
Source: RefSeq, a predicted model, not a curated record